UGGGCUCAGCGCAACAAGCUGUUGUAUUAAUCUGCACAUUUUCUCAGAUGACGCAAAGACUGUGCCUUUGCCUCCUGUUCUCUCUUCAUCUCCACAUCCUUCCGCUCAGGAUCUCCCCCGAUGCCUCGUUCUUGUUGGAUGGGAGACAGUGACACACCACAGGCAGGAUGACAAAUCAGCCGACAGCCAACCAGUCCAACACAAAAAAGGAGAAGGACAAAGAAGAAACCUCUCGAGAUGACAAUACUGAGCUUGCGUAUAAGGAUGCCGGCCACUGCAGCCGUAAUACUCACAACCUGCUCCUGGGACUCACUGUUCUUGGUGUCGUCAUGGGAGCAGUGUUUGGGAUGCUGUUGCGCUACAUGAUGGUUAAAGAUGCUGCUGCUCUCACCAUGAUUUCCUUUCCUGGAGAAAUCCUCAUGAGGAUGCUAAAGAUGCUCAUUUUGCCUCUAAUCAUCUCCAGCCUUAUUACUGGUCUCGCUGGUCUUGACGCUCGCUCCAGUGGAAGGAUGGGAAGCAGAGCCAUGGUGUACUACAUGUCCACCACUGUAAUAGCUGCAGUCUUGGGAGUGAUCCUGGUUCUGGGAAUUCACCCAGGGAACCCCAAACUGAGGGGCAGCACGUCAUCCACAGGAACAAAAAACCAGGAGGUCAGCAGCCUGGACGCCUUUCUGGACCUGAUCAGAAACCUCUUUCCGGAGAACCUGGUGCAGGCCUGCUUCCAACAGGUGCAGACGGUGUUGAAACAGGUGGCGGUGGCAGCACCGAACCAAACUGAGCCCAUAGUAGUAAACAGGAAAAAACUGGAAUACAAAUGGGGCAUGAAUGUUCUUGGCUUGAUUGGCUUCUUCAUCACCUUCGGGAUCUGUAUGGGCAGGAUGGGCGAGCGUGGGAGAAUCAUGUGCGACUUCUUCAGCAUCCUCAAUGAAAUCAUCAUGACGAUGGUUUCCAUGAUCAUGUGGUACUCUCCUGUCGGCAUCGCCUCUCUGAUUGCUGGUAAAAUUGCGGCUAUCGGGGACCUGGAGGUGGUUGCCAGGCAGCUGGGCAUGUACAUGGUGACCGUCAUGGUAGGCCUGGUGAUCCAUGGCGGGUUGAUCCUGCCCGCCAUCUUCUUUGCUAUCACCAGAAAAAGCCCAUUUGCUUUCUAUUCCGGCAUCUUCCAGGCUUGGAUCACAGCUUUAGGAACAGCCAGCAGUGCAGGGACACUGCCGGUUACCUUCCGCUGCCUGGAGGAAAACCUCAAGAUUGACAAGCGAGUGACUCGCUUCGUGCUUCCCAUAGGGGCCACCAUCAACAUGGAUGGCACAGCCUUGUAUGAGGCUGUGGCAGCCAUCUUUAUUGCCCAGAUGAACGACAUUGCACUGGAUGCUGGACAGAUUGUCACAGUCAGUAUGACCGCCACCCUGGCCAGCGUUGGAGCUGCCAGUAUUCCCAGUGCUGGACUGGUGACCAUGCUGCUGAUCCUGACUGCUGUCGGCCUGCCCACUCAGGACAUCAGUUUGCUGAUCGCUGUUGACUGGCUGCUAGACAGAAUGCGCACCUCCAUCAAUGUGGUGGGUGAUUCUUUUGGUGCUGGGAUCGUGGACCACUUGUCAAAGGCAGAACUUGCUGAACUUGAUGCGGCAGAAAUGCUCCCGACUGAGGAGGAGCUACUCUUCAUCCCUCCUCCGCCGAUCCUUACCGAAAUGGACCUGGUAGAUCCCCUCAAACCUCCUGAGCUGCCACCUCGUUCCCCUCGCCCACCUAAACAAAACCAUCACAGCCAUGUUCUCUCCCAGUCUGCCACGUACUCACCUUCAUGUUCUAUCCGAUCACCAUCCCCACACUCCGUGCGUUCUCCCUCUCCGCGAUCCGUCUGCUCCCAUUCCCCUCGCCCUUUCCGUACUCACUCGCCACGCCUCCUCCGCAGGACGGAGCCGGGCUACUCUGCCCUGCCUAGCCAUGAUAAUCAGAUUUCCACAUUACCACGAAGCUACAGGGAGUGGGACGGGGGACGUGACAGGCUCAGAGACAGGGAACGGGACAGAGAGCGAGACAGGGAACGGGACAGGGAACGGGAGCGACUGAGACCAGAGAGUGAAACAGAGGAGGAGGAGGACAGAGAGCGAGCUCUGGGCGAAGUGAGCGACGGUGAGGAAAGUGACGACACCGCUUACGAUCGACGGUGUGCCAUAUCACCGUGUGAUUUGCCGUGA
Cyprinodon tularosa is the source of this 2195-nucleotide messenger RNA. RefSeq names its product solute carrier family 1 member 9 (gene slc1a9). Lineage: Eukaryota; Metazoa; Chordata; Actinopteri; Cyprinodontiformes; Cyprinodontidae. Gene Ontology annotation, cellular component: plasma membrane. The coding region runs from base 168 to 2195 and encodes 675 amino acids. Gene Ontology annotation, molecular function: glutamate:sodium symporter activity; L-glutamate transmembrane transporter activity; neutral L-amino acid transmembrane transporter activity. The record is from RefSeq and is a predicted model, not a curated record. The transcript has 11 exons. Gene Ontology annotation, biological process: L-glutamate transmembrane transport.